GUUUUCUGAUCAGCGUAAAGAAUAAGUUUACUCUCAUUACUGUUGUAUAAGUUGUAUUGAUUGAUCGUUGAGAUCUAGAAUUCUAGGUCUAGAUCUAGAUCUAAUCUAAAAAUCUACUGGCAAGUGUUUGAAUCUUGUCCAGCAAAGAUGAGUAGCAGUUCUGACAGAGUAGAAGAAAAGUUAACUAGGGACAGCUGGAUGAAACAGUUAAUGAGUCAACAUGUUGGACGAGCAGACAUGAAUAAGCUGAUAAUGAAUUAUCUGGUUACAGAGGGCUUCAAAGAGGCAGCUGAAAAAUUCAGUGCUGAGUCUGGAGUAACACCUACUGUUAACCUGGAUAGCUUGGAUGACAGAAUCCGCAUCCGUCAAGCUAUUCUUGAGGGCAGGGUUAUGGAAGCCAUUGCUAUCAUAAACUCCUUGUACCCAGAACUUCUGGACAACGACAGAUAUUUAUUUUUCAGACUCCAGCAGCAGCAGUUGAUAGAGCUGAUCAAGAAGAAAGACCUGGAGAAGGCCUUGAACUACGCCCAGAGCAGGCUGUCUGAGAGGGUGGAGGAGAACCCAAAUGUUUUGCCUGAGCUAGAAAAAACAUUAGCACUACUGGCAUUUGACAACCCAGAACAUUCCCCAUUUGGUGAACUGCUGCACCCCUCACAAAGGCAAAAGGUGGCCAGUGAAGUGAAUGCUGCCAUCUUGGAAACUGAUGCAACUCCACGUCUUGCUAAUCUCCUUAAACUGCUGUUGUGGGCUCAGGAAGAACUGGACAAAAGGAAGGUACCAUUUCCUCACAUGAUCAACAUCUCUGAAGGGACCAUAGAGGACAUUUAGACACAGGAUAGCCAGAAGUGCUGUAAACCAUCCAUUUCUAUGGCCACCACUACUGUAAACCUUCACUUGUACAUAAAAUAUUUAUUUUGUAACAGUUGUUUAUUUUUACCUCUAACUGAAAGUCAUUUAUUUGUGACUAGUGCAGCCUCCCUGUACUGUGCACCUCACAACAUGUCAGUUCAAUCAACAGAUUAAUUUAUGAAUGGUCCAACAAGUUCCUUUAAAUUAAAUCCAGCUAAAUAGUCUUACCAGAAUGAGUGUAUAGUGCACUUUGAAUUACACCAUAACUGACGCACUAAUAUUAAUGUGUGUAGUUCAGACACACUAUAAUUAAUGUGUGUAGUUGACGUUUUUUCUGUUUUGCUGGAUCUCUUAGGCAGUAUUUAGAUUGGUUGAAGGUUGGCUAAUGUAGGCAUUUUUGGUUAAAUUACAGCUAGUGUUGGCAUUUGUGUACUUGCCAUCCUGAAGAAUUAUGUGUGUUUUUAAAGUUUUUGAUUCAAAAGUUGGACCCUCUGCUAAUACAAUGGUCAACUUUUGGUCGAGCAGGCUCUAAUACUUGGCCCUCUUGAGGGUAAUUGUUUCAGUCACUGUCACACUAGGUGGGCUAAACCUGACUUGAUGACUGAGAUAUAAUAACAAAGUCAUAUUUUAUAUUGGUUUUUAUCAAGAAUACAAAGUGGAAAAACAGAGCUAGAAAUGUACUUUACAAUCACAACACUGAGUUCCUGCUCUGUAAAGUGAAAUAAGAUUAGCCUACCAUUAUUUUUCUCUAUUAACAAACCAAACACUUAACACCACCUGUACAUUUUUAUGCCUAGAAUAAAGGUUGCCUUUCUGGCUACCGAAGUUCUGGCUGCAAAAAGUCAAUAAUUCUUUGACUGAAGUCUCUUCAAGAGAAUGAAAGUAGAAAAUUUUACAUUUAAAAUUUUUGUAUCACUUAGGAUAUGUUCUGUAAAUACAUUGAGGUGUUGUAUUUAACAUUUCUCCAUUUCAGUGUGUAUGUUUGCAUUUUUCUGAAGGUCUGCUUGUGUUUGCUGGUGUAUUGGAUGUGUGAGUGGGAAUGCAAUUUGAUUCUUAUGUUGAAGGAUUUUCUUAUUUGCAAAUUACAAUAAAUUGAUUUCUCCAUUUC
This is a messenger RNA of Physella acuta, 1957 nucleotides long. Its product is annotated as glucose-induced degradation protein 8-B homolog. Gene Ontology annotation, molecular function: protein binding. The record is from RefSeq and is a predicted model, not a curated record. Lineage: Eukaryota; Metazoa; Mollusca; Gastropoda; Physidae.